Molecule: messenger RNA, 1029 nt
Organism: Medioppia subpectinata
Lineage: Eukaryota; Metazoa; Arthropoda; Arachnida; Sarcoptiformes; Oppiidae
Source: the annotation of a GenBank genome assembly
UUAACUCGUUUACUAUACGACUACAAUCGGCCCCUUUAUCAGCACUUCGAGGCGCACGACAUAUCGCCCACCCUAUAUGCCGCGCCCUGGUUUCUAACCCUAUUCGCCUCCCAGUUCUCCAUAUCAUUUGUCACGCGGCUAUUCGACAUACUAUUCCUGAUGGGCAUUGAGGCCAUAUUCCGUGUAUCGCUGGUCAUACUGGACAACCACACGGCCAGUAUAUUGCAGUGCGACUGCUUUGAAACAAUAAUGGAGUACUUGAAAGAGUCGGUGCCGGCGAUGGACACGGCGGCCAUUGAGGCUAUAUAUGACCGGGUGUUUGCGCUGUACGACAUUAGCGCACAGCUCCGGGUAUACGAAGUGGAGUACCGGGUGUUUCAGGAGGAGCUGUCUAUUAUAUCAGCGGCCAAUAGUCGGCCAGCGGUGACGGGUAGCCCGAGUCGGGCCGGUAGUAUCACUGGUGGCCAUAAGGCUAAACAUAGCCAACAGUCUCAACACAUGGAGACGACGGACAGGGAGGCUGUCGAGGAGCUGACGGCUCGGUGCCAGGAAUGGCAGUCGAAGUGCGCUCAGGCGGACGCCCAGUGCGACGGCUAUCAGAGCACAAUCCGACGGCUGGAGCAGCGGCUCAGGGCUUGCGAGGACGAGAAGGACGCACUCGUACACAGUGUUAACGCAUUGCAAAAACGCAAUGAAAAGCUCGAGCGGCUGCACAAUGAGAGCCAGGAGCCCAAUGAUGACGGUAUUAAAAACAAGUCCAGAUCGGAUCGGUUUAGCCUGAGUUCGGCGCCGGUAUUUAGCAUCAGCCGGGCGUCGGAGAGUCAGUCGGCCGACGGCCAGUCGUCGGCGGCUGAGGCCAACGGGUCGUCGGACGGACACGACUACGACGGCGACGAUCUGGCCGUAGACGAGGACGACAUUGAUAUUAACGAAUCGGACAGCGAUUGCGGCGCCGAUAAGGACUCGGAUGACAGACACCCCGUGCCCUUUGACCGCACGCAAAGCGAUACAAGCAAUUUGAGUAUCUAA